Lagenorhynchus albirostris (white-beaked dolphin) is the source of this 2298-nucleotide messenger RNA. It is a transcript of the gene SLC18A1, whose product is annotated as solute carrier family 18 member A1. The record is from RefSeq and is a predicted model, not a curated record. NCBI's taxonomy places the organism in Eukaryota, Metazoa, Chordata, Mammalia, Artiodactyla, Delphinidae. Gene Ontology annotation, biological process: aminergic neurotransmitter loading into synaptic vesicle; transmembrane transport; xenobiotic transport. Gene Ontology annotation, molecular function: serotonin:sodium:chloride symporter activity; xenobiotic transmembrane transporter activity. Gene Ontology annotation, cellular component: synaptic vesicle membrane; terminal bouton. The transcript has 15 exons. The coding region runs from base 1 to 1572 and encodes 523 amino acids.
AUGCUCAGGGCAGUUUUGGACGUUCCUCAGUGGUUGCUGAAGAAGGGUAGAGAGUCCCGGAAGCUGGUGUUGCUGGUGGUGUUUGUCGCUCUACUCCUGGACAACAUGCUGCUCACUGUGGUGGUGCCCAUUGUGCCCACCUACCUAUAUGCCACAGAGUUCAAAGUCAACACUUCUGUGUACCCUGGGCCCACCACAGCUUCCCAGCCUGCCCUCACUUCUACCUUUUCCACCAUCUUCUCCUUCUUUGAAAACAACACCUUGGCUAUCGAAGAAAGUGUGCCCAGUGGCAUAGCAUGGACAAGUGACACUCCCGGCACCAUCCCCCCUCCGGUCACCGAAGCCAUCCCAGCCCAUGAAAACAACUGCUUUCAAGGCACAGAGUUCUUGAAGGAAGAGAACCUGUGGGUUGGGCUUCUGUUUGCUUCCAAGGCUCUGAUGCAACUUCUGGUCAACCCAUUCGUGGGGCCUCUCACCAACAGGAUUGGAUAUCACAUUCCCAUGUUUGCUGGCUUUGUUAUCAUGUUUAUCUCCACAGUUAUGUUUGCUUUUUCUGGUACCUAUACCCUGCUCUUCGUGGCCCGAACUCUUCAAGGCAUUGGAUCUUCAUUUUCAUCUGUUGCAGGUCUUGGGAUGCUGGCAAGUGUCUACACUGAUGACUAUGAGAGAGGGCAGGCCAUGGGAAUUGCCUUGGGGGGCCUGGCCUUGGGAGUGUUAGUGGGAGCUCCGUUUGGAAGUGUGACAUAUGUACUUUGGGGGAAGAUUGUACCCUUCCUCAUCUUGGCCUCCCUGGCACUACUGGAUGGAGCACUCCAGCUUUGCAUCCUACAGCCUUCCAAAGUCUCUCCUGAGAGUGCCAAGGGGACUCCUCUCCUCACACUUGUCAGAGACCCAUUUAUCCUGGUGGCUGCAGGCUCCCUCUGCUUUGCCAACAUGGGGGUGGCCAUGCUCGAGCCCACACUGCCCAUCUGGAUGAUGCUGACCAUGUGUGCCCCUGAGUGGCAGCUAGGUCUAGCUUUCUUGCCUGCCAGUGUGUCCUACCUCAUUGGCACCAACCUCUUUGGCGUGUUGGCCAACAAGAUGGGUCGGUGGCUGUGCUCCCUCAUUGGGAUGGUGGUAGUAGGUACCAGCUUGCUUUGUAUUCCUCUGGCUCGUAAUAUUUUUGGUCUCAUUGGCCCCAAUGCAGGGCUUGGCUUUUCCAUAGGCAUGGUGGAUUCCUCUAUGAUGCCCAUCAUGGGACACCUGGUGGACCUGCGCCAUGCCCCGGUGUAUGGGAGUAUCUAUGCCAUCGCUGACGUGGCUUUUUGCAUGGGCUUUGCUAUAGGCCCAUCCACUGGGGGUGCCAUUGUGCAAGCCAUUGGCUUCCCCUGGCUCAUGGUCAUCAUCGGGGUCAUCAACAUCAUCUACGCUCCUCUCUGCUACUACCUGAGAAGCCCCCCAGCCAAGGAGGAGAAGCUUGCAGUUCUGAGCCAGGACUGCCCCAUGGAGACCCGGAUGCACGCAGCUGAGAAGCACAUGAAGGAAUUUCCUCUGGGGGAGGACAGCAGUGAGGAGCCUGGCUGUGAGGAGUAGCAGCAGAAACUGGUCCCUGGACCUUGUCACGUGAGGCUCAGACUUCAGUGACCGCCUCGUUCCCUGGACGCGGAUCUCCACGGGCUGUUCUUCACUUCUCUCUCCCCUGGUGUCUCCUUUCCCCUCCCUCCCAUGCAUGCUGUUUCCUGGUUCUCUCCUCACCUGUGUCACCUCUAGCUCUCCCUCUAAGCUUUGAUGCCUCAGCUAGCCCACCUUUUGUGGGAGGACAGAGUGAUGCUUCCUCCUCGGUUUCUGUAAGGCGGUGUGGGUUCUGCGAGGGGUGACUCAUUUCACAGAGGCGGCAGUGAGCGGUGUUCCCUGACACCAGUGGGGUGGCUGACAAAACUCAUUUCAUCUGUUAUCUGAUUUUCUUUGGCACCUUCCCAACAGACUAUAAGAGUUUUGUCCUCUGUUGCUCGACAUGGCCCUCCCUGACUUUUCCCAGAUGAGUUGAGAAAGUGUCCUCAACCUUGUAUUGCUGCCACAUCGCCAGUUUGGGAAAUGUUUGCCUGGUUUUUAUAAGCUGAGUAUUUUCUCUGUGGCCAGACCUACAGCUGCUGAAGUGAGUCUGCCCUCGGUGAAAGGAGGUCUCCUAUUUUCCUCAUUACUGAAUGGAAAGGAAAAGGGCCUGCUUGUCUUAUGCUUGAGUUACUGACUUUCUCAUGAUUUCCCCUGUGGGUUUUGUCUACCUUUCCUUAAAUUUCUUAGAUUCUUAGAAAUAAAUGU